GCCGCCCCGCCUCCCUCCGGGCCCGCGGCUCCGCGCAUCCCCAUCCUCGCGCGGCGCCGGCAGCGGCCGAUCGGGCCUCCCGGCAUGGCCUCCAGCAGCGCCACGGGCUCCGCCCUGCUGCGGCCCCUCAGCGACGCCGUGCGGCUGCCGCUGGACCAGGUCAACUUCGUGGUGUGCCAGCUCUUUGCCUUGCUAGCGGCCGUGUGGUUUCGAACUUACCUUCACUCGAGCAAAACGAGCUCUUUUAUCAGACAUGUCGUGGCCACGCUCUUGGGCCUGUAUCUCGCCGUUUUCUGCUUUGGAUGGUACGCCUUGCACUUCCUGGUGCAGAGCGGGAUCUCCUACUGCAUCAUGGUCCUCCUCGGCACGGAGCACAUGCACAGAUGUUGUUUUGUGUUUGCUUUGGGAUACCUCAUAGUGUGCCAAAUUACUAGAGUCUAUAUCUUUGAUUAUGGACAAUAUUCCGCUGAUUUUUCAGGGUAAGACGAACAUUUUGAUUUAGUAGCCUUU
Pipistrellus kuhlii (Kuhl's pipistrelle) is the source of this 510-nucleotide messenger RNA. Its product is annotated as lysophospholipid acyltransferase 2-like. The transcript is spliced from 4 exons. The coding region runs from base 85 to 483 and encodes 132 amino acids. Gene Ontology annotation, cellular component: membrane. Lineage: Eukaryota; Metazoa; Chordata; Mammalia; Chiroptera; Vespertilionidae. Gene Ontology annotation, biological process: lipid modification. Gene Ontology annotation, molecular function: acyltransferase activity. The record is from RefSeq and is a predicted model, not a curated record.